Molecule: messenger RNA, 1779 nt
Organism: Pochonia chlamydosporia 170
Lineage: Eukaryota; Fungi; Ascomycota; Sordariomycetes; Hypocreales; Clavicipitaceae
Product: U2 snRNP auxilliary factor, large subunit, splicing factor
Exons: 5
Coding region: 1-1779 (592 amino acids)
Biological process (GO): mRNA processing
Cellular component (GO): U2AF complex; U2-type prespliceosome; commitment complex
Molecular function (GO): poly-pyrimidine tract binding; pre-mRNA 3'-splice site binding
Source: RefSeq, a predicted model, not a curated record
AUGAACGGCGACAGUUAUUCGUCCCGUGGUGGUUUGUCUCCCUUCUCACGUUUGCAGUCUACUCUAAUGAAAGCCUGGCUAACGAUUUGUGAUGACAAUGCAGAGGGCCGAAGCGGUCGAGAUUAUACUUCUGCUAGGGGCGAACGAGAUGACCGCCGCGACCGCCAUAGGGACCGGGAUCGUGAGCGAGACCGCGACAGGGACCGUCACCGUGAUCGCAGAAGAUCAAGAUCACCAGACCACCGCGGUGGCCAUCGUCGUGGAGAUGGAGGUGAUGUAGACGCUUAUUCGUCUAGCCGCAAUCAUCGCGAUAGAGAGCGGGAGGACAGAUACUCGGGACGCGACCGACGUGGAGAGCGUGAAUGGGAUCGUGACCGAGGAUCCUCACGCAGAGAUGCCCGUCGCGACGACGACGAGAGACCCAACAGACGAGACCGAGAUGGUUUUGACGAUCGUCGCCGCGGUGGCCGUGGUGCAGACCGACGUGACGACGGUGGCUUUGCCAGGCAAGAAAGCCGUAGAAGCGCGACGCCCCCGAAGCCACGAGAACCAACUCCAGAUUUGACAGAUAUUAUACCGGUGCUGGAACGCAAGAGAAGGAUGACUCAAUGGGAUAUUAAGCCCCCUGGCUACGAGGUGGUCACUGCCGAGCAGGCAAAGCUUUCCGGCAUGUUCCCAUUGCCUGGAGCCCCGCGACAGCAGCCCAUGGACCCGAGCAAGCUGCAAGCCUUUAUGAAAGAACCAAACGGAGGUGUCUCAAGCGCUGGCCUGAAAGCAAGCAAUUCCCGUCAAGCAAAGCGGCUCAUUCUCUCCAACAUUCCUGCAGGAAACGAUGAAGAGAGCAUUCUAUCCUUCUUCAACCUCCAGCUCAAUGGCCUAAAUGUCAUUGAGAGCUCAGACCCGUGUAGUCUAUGCCAGUUCUCCACUGAUCGAUCUUUCGCCGUUUUGGAAUUCAGGAAUGCAGGUGAUGCUACAGUAGCUCUUGCCUUGGACGGCAUAUCUAUGGAGCCGGAUGAUGCUCCGAAUGGAGCUGGCGGUGAGCAACGGGGUUUAUCAAUUCGACGGCCCAAGGACUAUGUUAUGCCGGCUAUUCCAGAGGAAAUGGCAUACGACCCCAGUGUCGUAUCAAAUGUUGUCCCCGACACGGUGCACAAGUUAUCUAUCACCAACAUACCGUCUUUCCUUACCGAGGAACAAAUUAUUGAGCUCCUUGCCGCAUUCGGAAAACCCAAGGCGUUUGUUCUUGUCAAAGACCGAAGCACUGAGGAAUCAAGGGGAAUUGCUUUCGCGGAGUAUAUCGACCCUGCUUCUGCUAAUGAGCCUGCGCUGAGUGCUUUAAACGGCAUGGACGUUGGUGGUAAAAAGUUGAAGGUCGCAAAAGCUAGCAUUGGCCCUACGCAAGUGGCCAAUUUCGACGUUGGCAUCACAGCCAUUAGCGGUCUCGCAUCUCAGACAUCCAACGAUGCAGAGAAAGGACGCGUCCUGCAGCUCCUCAACAUGGUUACUCCCGAGGAGCUUAUGGAUACUGAGGAAUACGAAGAAAUCUGCGAAGAUGUUCGGGAAGAAUGCUCCAAGUUUGGCAACAUCCUGGAACUCAAGAUUCCCCGCCCGGUUGGCGGUAGUAGGCAGUCUGCGGGAGUCGGCAAGAUUUUCGUCAAAUUCGAUACCCCAGACUCUUGCCACAAGGCAUUGACGGCACUGGCGGGCAGAAAGUUUGCGGACCGAACCGUUGUUACUACAUAUUUUCCCGAAGAAAACUUCGAUGUGGGUGCCUGGUAA